This is a messenger RNA of Sphaerodactylus townsendi, 1716 nucleotides long. Its product is annotated as zinc finger and SCAN domain-containing protein 16-like. The coding region runs from base 82 to 1716 and encodes 544 amino acids. The transcript has 7 exons. The record is from RefSeq and is a predicted model, not a curated record. NCBI's taxonomy places the organism in Eukaryota, Metazoa, Chordata, Lepidosauria, Squamata, Sphaerodactylidae.
GAAGAACUGGAGAGGAUUAGCCACAGCAGAGGCCCGUGGGAUCACCGAACCUUUUCAGAAAGAGAGCCAAGAAAAUUAAAAAUGGAAGUGAGAUUUCAAAGUGCAGGUGCAGUGCAGGGGAAAGAGUCUGCCCUCUGGGAUGACGCCAAGGCCUUCCUGGCCUCCUUUGAACAAGUGGCCGAAGCCUGUCAGUGGCCGAAGGAAGAGUGGGCGGCGCGGCUCCUGCCAGCACUCAGCGGGGAAGCCCAAAAAGCCUUUUGCAGCAUAGAGGCCAGAGACAGAGAGGAUUAUGGGAAAGUGAGGGCAGCCAUCCUGUGCAGGGAAGCCAACUGCACAGAAACCCUGCGCCAGCGCUUCCGGCAGUUCCGCCCCCAGGAGGUGGAAGACCCGCACUGGAUCUACAGGCAGCUGCAAGAACUUUGUUAUCAGUGGCUGAGGCCGGAGAGACACUCGAAGGAGCAGAUCCUGGAGCUGCUGAUCCUGGAACAAUUCCUGGCCAUCCUGCCGCCGAAGCUGCAGAGCUGGAUAAGGGCAGGCGGUCCCGAGAACUGCGUCCAAGCUGUGACCAUGAUGGACUAUUCCCUGAGGUGCCAACAAGAGGCUGAGACACAGCCAUGCCAGACUCCCUUGGAUUUGAAAGAGGAGACUAUGUCGUUGGAAGAGGCCGUAAGAACUAUGCCAAAAGCCAGCCCAAGGUGUAUGUGCUGGGAAGUUGUGGAAGAAAGCUGUGAGGAAACCAACUCUUUGGGAGGAUUGCUUGUUCUGAAGCCUGAAGUCUUCUCUGAGCUGGAACAAGAAGAAACACAGUACAUGCCAGCCUGCGAUGAUGGCAUAGCCAUUCCAGAUGUUGAUGUUCUCAUCUACACAGAAGGUGGAAGGAUUCUGAGUGAGAAUGAAAAUGAGAUUUAUCCACAAGGAUGCUCUGAACGAAGAGAAUUGCCUAAGUCCCUCCCAGGAUAUAGCCAGAGCUGCGCUUCUCUAAGACCCAAGGGCUAUAAAACCGGAUCCAACUUGGCACAACUACAAAGGAGCCAUCAAGGCAAGGGGCAGGAGAAGCCCAGCAGGAUAGACGAGGGGAUCACAAAAGGAAUCACAAGAUCCCUGAGAGAGAGAAAUCACAUGUUUCCUGAAUACAGACACAAAACCUCUCUCUCUGCAGACCUUAUUAGACACACCAGCAUCAAUGCAGGAGACGGCUCUUACCAGUGCUGCAAAUGUGGGAAAAUCUUUAAGAGCAUGUCGGCUCUUAAUGGUCAUCAGAGAGUUCACGCAUACAAACCAAGCCUCCGUGGCAAAGGGCAAUCCUUUUGCUGUGCCCCUCUUUCCGAAAGGCAGAGAAUGCUUCCAGAUGGCGAGAAGCUUAAUAAGCGUGGAAAGAAGACUCCUCAGAAAGAGAGUAAUGAACCACAGGAAGUUAACAGUACGCUGGCAGAUGUAUUCCAGAAUAUGCUACCUGAGAUAACAGUGAUUCUUGAACCAGAAUGUGAGCUGAAUGGACAUACGGAGAAGGGAUCAAUAAAGAACCAAAAUGACUCUAUCAAGCUUGCUGAACAUAAUUCAUCUGCAGCAGACGACACAAGGAAUGUGUGGAUACGAUCUGAGCAGGCCAUUUCAUUUUCUCCAUCCAGGAAGGCCAUUAGCCUUUCCAAAGCUUUGAAUGUGGAUACUUGGAUAUGGCUGAAAGAGAAUGGCUUGCCUAAGUUCACUUCUGGGUGA